Messenger RNA from Zingiber officinale, 953 nucleotides. Its product is annotated as protein MIZU-KUSSEI 1-like. The record is from RefSeq and is a predicted model, not a curated record. Gene Ontology annotation, biological process: hydrotropism. The transcript has a single exon. Lineage: Eukaryota; Viridiplantae; Streptophyta; Magnoliopsida; Zingiberales; Zingiberaceae. Bases 65 to 799 code for a protein of 244 amino acids.
CUCGUGGUGUCUUGAGCAUUCGAUUCCCCCUUCGUUCUUCGUUUGAGACGAGGUAAUUAAAUUAAUGAGGACGAUGAUUGACUUGGGGAGCCAGAGGGGCAGUGGCCUCUACAUCAUCGAUACUGCCACCGCCGUCGACUGCACCAAGGACGUCCGCUUCGGCCGCCGCUCCUUCCGCAGUCUGAUCGAGUGCGUCGUCCCCUGCUGCGCCGGCUUUCCCAUUUCCUCCAACGCCUCCGCCUUCGACGAGGACGACUCGGACAACAAUUCCACCGCUGCUGCCGUGACUGCUCCCGCUCCCACGGUCGCCGCCGCCACGACCGUCACCGGCACCUUCUUCGGCCACCGCCGCGGCCGCGUCCGGUUCUGCGUCCACGACCACGCCGCCGCGCCGCCGCUGCUGCUCCUGGAGUUCACGGUGCCCACGGCGUACCUCGCGCGGGAGAUGCAGCACGGCCUGCUGCGCGUCGCUCUGGAGAGCGGCGGCGGCGGAGGCCGCGGCCCCUUGCUCAGCACGCCGGUGUGGACCAUGUACUGCAACGGGCGGAAGGUGGGCUUCGCGAUCCGGAGGCGGCCGACGGAGGCCGACGCGGAGGUCUUCAGGCUGAUGCGGUCGGUGUCGGCGGGGACCGGAAUUCUGCCUGCCGCCGCCGGCGGCGGCGAGGCAGGGGACCUGCUUUACAUGCGAGCGAGCUUCGAGCGGGUUAUCGGGUCGACGGACUCAGAAUCGUUCCACAUGAUCGACCCGGCAGAGGGAAGAGGAGGACAACAGCUCAGCAUCUUCCUCUUCAGAACUUAGAUUUCAAUGGAAUCUAAGCACAUCGAUAAUCAAUAAAAAAAAAUGGCAGAAUAUUAUAAACCGAAUUAAUUUCGUGUAAAUAAACUUGUAUCGUAUUUUCCCAAUUAUAUAUAAAACUUCUUAUCGAUGCCAAAUCUAUCUUCAACUAGCAAAU